CCCACCGAGGAAAUUAACAGGACAAUGCCCAAAAAGGCCAGAAAGAAAAAGAGGUUGUCUUCAUCCUCAAGUGAGGAGAAUGAGAAGGCAACCCGGUGGGGAGAGUUCACCAAGUACAAAAGUACUAAGAGGGAGGGAUUUAACAGCAGUUAUGGCAGCAACACAAAGAAACAGAAAGAUUGUGGUCCUCAAAUUAGAGAGGGUUCCCAGGACGUCCGUCAGAUUAAAAAGGCUACCUACGGACUGGCAAAAUCAAACAACAGCUCUGAUGAAAAGGAAGUGGCAUCUGUAACGACACAACAUAUGUUCAGGCCUCGCCAUGGAAGCAGCUGUUCUACUCAGGCAAAAAACUGUACUUUAGGGAAAGGUAUUGUUACUAAUGCCAGUGACAAAGUAGUAGGAGCACCAUUAGAACCCUUCCACAUUUACAGUCCAGAUACAGCCCUUCAAAGAGGGGAGAAAACCUUCCAGUGUGACUUGCAGAAUGAGUCCCAGAAGACCGCCACCAGAUUAGUCAAGCAUUCGACGAGCUCUAGUUCUGCAACAGUUAAAAUGCAGGAACCCAGAAAAACACUUGUCAAGAGGAGCUCCAAACGAGAGGUGUCACCCAAAUCUGGAAAAGAGAGCAAAAAUACAAACAUCAGGAAACAAAGAGAGAUCACCUCACCGGCCGUGAAACUGAGGUUAAAUAGUAUUGAGAUGAUUAAGAGGAAGUGCCAGGCACGUAGAAGAGAGGACUUGAAAACCAUGAAUAAUUUGUGUGUGGGAGCCAAAAACUCCUCAGUGUCGUCCUCCAGUAAAACCAAAACGCAGUCUUACACCCCAACCGAAUGCAUUAUCUCAAAUAGCAAUGCCCCAAAACAACGGAACGUCCCAUCAGUGUCACAUGUGACAGACAAGUCAGCAUGCACUCCACCACUGAUGUCCCCCAACACUCCAGCUCCGCAUCCCAAUGUUAGGAUACCAAAAAAGGCUCAACCUCUGCUGGUUAGUAGAGCACGUUGGAUGGAUAAAAAAGACAGUAUCUCUACAAAGACCAGAAAUAACACAAGUGGAACUGAGCCUUCAGGAUUUGAGACAUCAUUAAAAAAUGCCAAACAGACUAAGGUGGUUGAAGAGCUUCACCAGGCCCGCUCUGAAAAUAUACUGAAGCUGAAAGUAUCAGAGAGCUAUGGAGAACUCACUUGUAUGGAAAUAGACCCACCAGAAGAAUGGAUUUAUUCUGGUGAAAAGCCCUGUCAGCAAGAUCUCAUCAUCGUACUGGACACCAACAUCCUUCUCAGUCAUCUGGACUUUGUCAAAACAAUAACAUCUCAUGGGCUUGGAGCACGGGGCUUCCCUGUGGCUCUGAUUCCCUGGGUGGUUCUUCAGGAGCUGGAUUCCCUGAAGAAUAAGAGGAGACUGGCAAGUUCUAUGACCCACUUGGCCUUUCCUGCUGUCAACUAUAUUUAUAACUGUCUGAAGAGCCAGGAGCCACACCUCUGGGGACAGUCCAUGCAGCAGGCGACACAGAUCAGCCACGAGCUGAAUGCUGAGAAUAAUGAUGACAGAGUGUUGCAGUGCUGCCUGCAGUACCAGAUUCUUUAUCCAAAGAGCACUCUCAUCUUGUGCACCAAUGAUAAGAACCUUUGCAGCAAGGCCUUUCUGAGUGGAGUAAAGGCCUUCAGCCAGGCUGACUUGCUGGAGAAGUUUGGGAGAAACAACACUGGCCUUCUCUGUCCAACCUACAUGGAGCUCCCAGCACCUAAGCCAGACCAGAGCUGCCCCCAACCCCAGACCCAGGGCUAUCAGAGAAUUAGUUUCUAUAAGUCAGAUGUGGAGAAAGGUAACAAGCAGAGGAUUGGAUGGAUGGUGGAAGAAGAGAGGAGCAGGGAGCUUGGUAGAGGUGUGGCGUUAAUGGAAAACUGUCUGAGGGAGGUGCUGUCUGAGAUCCUGAAGGUGGAGAUGAAGGCCAUUUACGAUGACCUCUGGGAAGAGAUAGUUUAUCUAAAACCACCCUGGACUCUGCCUAAUGUCCUUCAGUGUUUCAAAAAGCACUGGAUUGCUGUAUUUGGGACCAUCAUCCCACGGAGUGAGAUAAAAGCAGUGACAACUCUCAUUGACUUCUUCACCUCAGGUAAAAGAGUUGAGUAUAUUACUACAUUACAGGCUCUCAGUACAGCCAAGGAGCUACUACGGGUGUUUGAGAGGAGGUCAAACUACAGUCAGCUUGUCCCAGCUGCCAUCUCCUCAUUGGAUGAGAUUACACAUUCACUACAAAGUCAGCCAGAGAAAACUGAGAAGUGUUAUCCUGACCACAAAGCAGCAAUAUCGGGUCAGGGGUCGAAACAAGCCCCAUGCACUCAGGCCUUGCAUCAGGAAGUGUGGGCACUUCUGGAGAAUAUUUGGCAGAAAGUGUAUCAUAUGAGCUUGGCCGUGUUUACAGCUCUGAACUUUGACCCCGGUCAGAUGCAGUGUACUCAACCAGAGGGCAUACCACUACCUCAGGAUGCCUUGGCUUAUUUGUACAAACUGUCCCCCACGGUCACGCAGCUGCUCCAGGCGCUCAACAGCCUCCAGUCGCCAGAUGCCGGAGCAAGAGAAACCCAGGUACUGCUCAGCCUCAUCCACUCCAAUAAGAUUUUUGAGAUAGAAACCAAGUUAAAGGUUGAAGAUCUCCUCAACUGUUUUUCACAACAAGAGUACAGGGAGAAGCUGAGAGUGGGAGGGGGCCAGCUGACAGAGCUCAAAGCAGGCCUGGAUCGCUGUCUUGAUGAAAUGAGCCGACGCUCUGCUCGCUGCAACUGGCAGGGACUGGACCAGAAUCAAGGAAGUUUAAACCACACCAACCAACCAUAAGCCUUGAAAAAGUUGGCCUGUUUUACUUGAAGUCGAAACUGCUAGAUACAGAGCUUGCUGUAUUGUUUUUCAAAUUUUAUUUUUAUUGUAUAAAAGUGUUUCUUUGCAUAAAGACAUUGUCCUUCUGAUUCUUUGUUAAGUGGUUUUGGGGGUUCUUCAUUCUUCAGAACAGUAGUGGUUAAUUUCUUUAUGUCCUUCUGUUUAUUGACAGAGGUCUGUUUUGUGUGUUAGGUGUUUCCCACUCUAUCUCCAUCUCACCGUCAGGGGAACCUCCUUAGUUUCUCAUAUACAAUACCCUCCCUUGUUUUGUAUGGCAGGUGACAAAAUAAGCUACCUGGGUUUUUCUGCUGUUUCAGGACCUUAUAACUAUCAUAUGUUACCAGUAUAAUGUGGGAUAAUGUGCUUGCUUAAAACACGAGGCGGUUUUACUGUCACCCAGUAACCUCUGCUCUUCAUCAGCUACUCCACUAUGACGACGUGUUACUGACAUCCAGCCAAUAGUGGAGCAAAACAACUUCUUCCCUUAUCCUCACCAGUUAGUGAGAGACAAGUGAAACUGAGGUGACCUAACCCAGCUCCUGUCUCCUCAUUGCAGUGUGCUGCUCAUAAGGUUUGUGAUCCUGGUUUACAGGCCAAAUAGGCCCUGAAAUGCUUUGAUGGUCAUUUUCUAUCUCAGAACAUUUUUGUUGUACCUUUUCAUGUUUGACCAACAUGUUGAUUUUUGGGUGUU
Molecule: messenger RNA, 3568 nt
Organism: Lampris incognitus (smalleye Pacific opah)
Lineage: Eukaryota; Metazoa; Chordata; Actinopteri; Lampriformes; Lampridae
Gene: swt1
Product: SWT1 RNA endoribonuclease homolog
Exons: 17
Coding region: 25-2838 (937 amino acids)
Cellular component (GO): nucleus
Source: RefSeq, a predicted model, not a curated record